AUGAAGCGCAGUGAUAGCAAUACUCGUGGCGAGCCUCGAAAACCGACGCCAUCGUCACACCAACACAACGGAAGCGGCGAUACGCAAUUGGCAGCAGCGCGUCGCGAUUCGACACCGCCGUUGUUCGCCGCGAUGGCGAGCUUCCUCGAUUUUUUGCAGGUCAACAAACACAAAACAUUUCGGCCGAAGAAGAAGUUCCCGCAGGGCACCCUUCGACACCACUUGCAUAAGCAGGCCGAAGCCACACUUCAUUCCGGCGUCGAUUUGCGGCAGGCCGUCAAAUUGCCGCCCAACGAAAAUUUCGACGAUUGGCUCGCCGUUCACACUGUCGACUUUUUUAAUCGAAUCAAUUUAAUGUAUGGAACAAUUUCGGACGUAUGUACCGCUGAAUCGUGCCCAACAAUGUCGGGAGGCUCAAGAUAUGAGUAUUUAUGGCAAGACGGAAUCGAAUAUAAGAAACCCACGCGAUUGCCGGCGCCGCAAUACAUGCAACUAUUAAUGGAUUGGAUUGAAAUUCGAAUCAAUGACGAGCACAUUUUUCCGUCGAAUACGAGUGUACCAUUUCCGAAGGAUUUUCGCCAAAUUUGCAAAAAAAUUCUGACGCGAUUGUUUCGAGUUUUCGUGCAUGUUUACAUUCAUCAUUUCGAUCGUAUUCGCGAACUCGGCGCGGAACCCCACGCGAACACGCUGUACAAACAUUUCUAUUUUUUCGUCACCGAAUAUGGAAUGGUUUCGGCAAAAGAGCUCGAAGCAUUGAAGGACAUGACGGAACGCUUAUUGGAAAGCCAAAGUCGCCGAGCGCCGAUUCCAGCGGCCACAGCGUUUGCUCCACGGGCAUAA
This is a messenger RNA of Caenorhabditis bovis, 840 nucleotides long. The record is from the annotation of a GenBank genome assembly. NCBI's taxonomy places the organism in Eukaryota, Metazoa, Nematoda, Chromadorea, Rhabditida, Rhabditidae.